AUGCACAUGCAAACCGACCCAGUAGCUGCCGAGUCUAGAUUCUUGAGCAUGUACAUGUCCAAUGGCCAUCCAGAGACUUUGAUCGCCUACGCGAAAUGGUACGGGAAAGUGAAGGAGGGGAUAUCCAGUGCGGAGAUGAUGGCGAUCGACUCCAAGAGCAUGACGCUGACGUGUACGCUCGAGUCUGGAUCCAAAAAAGAGGUUCGGGUAGCGCUUAACCCGCCUCUGUCGGGAUACGAUCAAGUCACGUCCCGACUCAUCGAAAUGAAGGCUAUAUCACAGGAGGGCCUCGGGAUGAUCGAGGUCCCGAAAAUCACCACAUUCAAACUCGGAGUGCCCAAAGGCAGUAGUAUCGCGGUGACCGUUGGGAUUACUUUCCUUGUGGCCUUUACGUGGUACAUCUUCUUGGCACCCAUAAACUCGGCCUGUCCAUUUUUCCUCCCUGCGAAUAUCGUCCGGUCGUACCUUGGCUUGCGCGCUGUGGAACUCGGAAUGGGGUUCAUCGUUCUUUGUCAUUUUUUGGAGAGCUUGUAUACGUUUUCGUUAUGUCGGAAACAUUGUACGGGUUUUUUUGUUGGCGCACAAUAUGUCAUUGCGACGAUCGUAGUGGGUUAUCUCAGCUGGAUUAGUCUUAGAGAACAUAUCCGAAUCGCAAGAAUUGGUUCUGUGAUGAAAAUGGAGUAG
This is a messenger RNA of Laccaria bicolor S238N-H82, 684 nucleotides long. RefSeq lists its product as uncharacterized. The record is from RefSeq and is a predicted model, not a curated record. The coding region runs from base 1 to 684 and encodes 227 amino acids. NCBI's taxonomy places the organism in Eukaryota, Fungi, Basidiomycota, Agaricomycetes, Agaricales, Hydnangiaceae. The transcript is spliced from 4 exons.